AAAACAUAUCAGUUGGGAGAAAUUUUCAGUAUUUUGUUAGAAUCUUUUCAUCCUAUUAUACAUACCAGUAUGAUUCAUCCUAUUUGAUAUGACUCCUCAAUUAUUUCCUGUUUACGUGACUCUUUAAAGUUAUCAAAGGUGCUGGAACGAGGCCUAUAUAAAUCCCUUUUGCUUCACCAUCUCUACUCACCACUUCAACCCAUACUCUCUACAUCUAUCUCCUUCUCUCCAAUCUUCAAUCUUCUUCGUUCCUAAUAGCAUUCUUCUUAUAUUCAUAAUGGCCACAGUCGAGGUUGUGUCAGCAACAUCAGCAUUCCACGCGGAGAAAGUUGAAGAAGCAAAGACAACAACUGAAGAAGCAGCCGCCACAGUUGAGGAAGUUGUCGCAGCACCAGAAGUGCCUAAACAAACCGAGACCACGACUACUACUACUACUCCUGCACCUGUCGUCGCGGAUGAGCCAGCAGAGGCAACCAAUGCCGAAGCCCCGGCAGCAGAGGAGGCCAAGGUCACUGAAGAGGAGGUUAAGGCAGAGAGUGUUCCAGAGGAAACUGUGAAGGAAGAAGUUGUGGUACCUGCUGAGGAGCCGGUUGCUGAGAAAUUUUCAGAUGCGCCUGUAGAAAUUGAACCCGAAGCUGUAGUGGAAGCUAAAGCAGAAGCUGAGGAGGUUGUGAAAGAAGAUGCUGUUGCAGAUACUAAUGUGGAGGAGGAGGAGGAGAAGACUACUACUGAGCAAGAUGAAGACAAGGUGGAGGCAGCAGUAGCUGAGGCGGAGGAGGAAACUAAGAAGACCGAAGAAUAAACAGAUUCCAUGCUUCAGAUCAGACUACUGGCGCUUUGUUUCUAGAGUUUGUGUUUGUUGAAAAUAAAGAGUUUGUGUUAACUAGUACUGUACUAAAUAUGUGUCAUGUAUCAUGUAUGGGUUAUGGCCUUAUGGGACUUUGCGAUGAUCAUAUAGAGGCUGAAGGGUAAGGUCACCAGAAAACGUACGCGAGGAGAUGUGAUCAGGGCGGUGCCUGUUGGAAUCACUCAUGUGGUAUGUGGUCACUUGUGUAAUAUUUGUCUCCAACAAUAAUGUCAUGUGCAAUUCAAUGGAAUGUUUUCAUUAAUUUA
Molecule: messenger RNA, 1113 nt
Organism: Daucus carota subsp. sativus
Lineage: Eukaryota; Viridiplantae; Streptophyta; Magnoliopsida; Apiales; Apiaceae
Exons: 2
Coding region: 278-802 (174 amino acids)
Source: RefSeq, a predicted model, not a curated record